This is a messenger RNA of Penicillium longicatenatum, 1950 nucleotides long. RefSeq lists its product as uncharacterized. The transcript has a single exon. Lineage: Eukaryota; Fungi; Ascomycota; Eurotiomycetes; Eurotiales; Aspergillaceae. The coding region runs from base 1 to 1950 and encodes 649 amino acids. The record is from RefSeq and is a predicted model, not a curated record.
AUGUCCUCAUAUCCAGAAGACCAACCGCCAUCAUCACAGUUACUUCCCCCGCAAUCAGCUCAAGUACGUGGAUCUAUAUUUGGCGGACCCAGCAAUGCUGUCGAUCCCCCGUCUUCGAGGUCGCUCCGGCCUAGAAGAUCCAUCUUCGGUGGCCCAAGCUCCCAAAAUGUUGUACCGGAGUCAGAACUUCAGUCUGAGCCCAUGAGCGAGAUUGUUGCUGAUGAAGAAGAUGACGACUUGGACUUGACUCUUGGAGAAGAACCCUUAAAUGCCUAUCAUGACUCUUCCGGGGACAGCUCCUAUCAAGAAAGCAGUGACGAGGAAGCUAAAAAGCCUAAAAAAAGAGCCACCUCUGCAAAGUCUUCCUCACCCUUGGCCAGCCAAUCGCAGCCACCUAAAGAAGGAGCGCAGAAGAUAACCUAUGUCCUCCAUCGUGGAAUUGAUCUGCCACCGGGACAAGAGCGUCCAAAUCGGUGGACAGAGUCCCCAUCUCGCUACAGAAGAGCCAUUGAAGGGGAACAAGGUGUUUACGAUGCUUUAAUGGAUUCUCGUGCGCAAGACCUUGCUGCCCACCUUUACAAUACUUAUGUCGCUUACCGACAACCCAAACAACAGGACAACUCCGGCGAUCCUCAGCGCUCAGAGGAGGAAGAGAAGUCCUUCCGCAAAAGAUGGGUAGCGUGGCCUAUGCCUGCCCCUUGGGUUCCUCGUGCAAGCGAAGCUCCUCCCUGCGAGCUGGAUGGCUCUUUCGAGUUCCAGAUGCCAUCUGAUACUCGCCCCAGUGCAGAAUUGGAAGAGUGUGUCAUUGCAACCAUGAUGAAGACCGCCAGGGAAAGGUUCGAGGCUCGCGAAUGGGACGAGUUGAGCGACGAUGAAAACGCGAAAGUUCCCGCAGAGGAAAAUACCCCGGAUCCAGACAUGAUGGAGGUUGAUAACGAUGAAACAAACGACCAAAAUGAGAACGAAGGUCAUCAAAGUGAUUCCGGUAAGAGAAAGAGGCGCAUGCCAAUAAUUUCGGUAGACGACGCCGCCUCUGGCCUUAAAUUACGGCCUCUUUCUCGCACCGCUAUUUCGCACUUAGAUCAGCUGUUAAUGGGGCUGCACCAUUCACUAAAGAAUCGAGGCAGAGAUGUUUAUGAUAGCGAUGACUCCGCCACUGAUACUGAUGAUGAUGGAUCACGAUCACGAUCACGAUCCCGACACAAAGGUCGGAAACGAAGCCACUCGCGUGGUCGGAAGCUAGGUCGUGAGGAUCGACGCUCCGGAAAAGCUUCACGUGAAGUAUCGGGCUUACGAUCAUCUCCACGUACCGAGAGUAAAAGUCACGACCCCAAUGAAAACUCAGAGUCAAUGGAUCGUUCAAGCGCAUUGAUGGUCAAAAUGUUGCAGAGAUUUCCGCUGCGCGACUGGAGCGAAGUCAUGGGCGUCGCUUCAAUGGUGGGCCUGCCACCAAAGGCAGUCAAACGAGCCGCAAAGCGAUGCGCAGAUCUACUUGAACAAGACAUGGCAUUCCGAACAUUCCACGAAGGCCGUAUAGAGAAAGUGGGGCGCUUGCCCAAUCAAACGUGGGAUUAUGACUAUGUUGAAAGCGAAACCGAUGAUGAGAACGACAUUGAAUCAGGCCGACCUCACAAGCGCAGGACUCAAAGUAGGAAUAGUUCCAGGGGCGCUACGCGAUCGCCAUCACGACAACCCCAUGCUGCUUCAGCUGUGGUUCCAGCUGUCAUUCCAGCACCCCCGCCAGUAUCGGUCUCUCUUCCUGGUUCUUCAAAUCAAAAGACGGCACAGAAACCCACUCCAGCCAGACAGCCCGGUUUUGAAAAUAGUUCUCGUCGACAGGGGGUCCUUUUCUGUCCGUUCUCUUCCUGCAGCCGCAGCCAGAAAGGCUUCUCAAGGACGUGGAAUUACAAUCAACACAUGAAAAAUCGACAUCCUCAUGCUGAAGGUUGA